Messenger RNA from Danio aesculapii, 1071 nucleotides. RefSeq lists its product as uncharacterized. Bases 300 to 761 code for a protein of 153 amino acids. Gene Ontology annotation, molecular function: ubiquitin protein ligase binding; protein tag activity. NCBI's taxonomy places the organism in Eukaryota, Metazoa, Chordata, Actinopteri, Cypriniformes, Danionidae. Gene Ontology annotation, biological process: protein ubiquitination; modification-dependent protein catabolic process. The record is from RefSeq and is a predicted model, not a curated record. The transcript has 2 exons. Gene Ontology annotation, cellular component: nucleus; cytoplasm.
CAAGUCAUCAAGUUAAAUUCUCAAUAAUGUUUGUCUAACAAAUGACUGGAAAAUGAAAAUACUGAUGUCGCUGAACAAGAAUGCAUUGUAGAUUAGCGCUGAACGGGUGAGAAUGGAAACCGAAAGUUACUCAGCAAGUUUUUCAGAAAAGAAAAAUGAAUGGGUUUGUUUCCGUCUCUAUAUAACCUACUGUAAGUCCAUAGCCUGAGGCACAUUACAGCUGAUGUUGGUGUGGUUUACCAGGCUUAAUCAGAAGAGCAGCCGAAGCAUUAUUCAGCGGAACAUCUUUACAACUCAUUAUGAAACUGACAGUAAAGUUCAUGAGUGGAUAUGAGACCCUGGAAGUGAGCGAUGAUGCCUCGGUUGGGGAACUCAAACAGCGCAUUUUUCAGCUCGUCGGUGUGAUUACGUACGAACAGAAGCUUUGUGUGAAUCAUGAUAAAAAUAAUAUUCUUAAGGAUGACUCCAGGAGCCUCAGCAGUUACGGGUUGAACUCUGGCUCGGAGGUGAUCCUCCUCAUUAAGCAAUCUUUCCAGGUGUUCGUCAGGAACCACAGCGGCCAGACUAAAACCUAUGAUGUGGACGCCAACGAGACCGUCGAUCAGCUACGGGAAAAAGUCUACCGCAAAGAGAGAGUCCCGGUGGAUGAACAGCUGCUAACUUGUAACAGCAAACAACUCCAGUCUGGCAUGAAGUUGCAGGACUAUGACAUCAAAGCAGGAAGCACCAUUGACUUGGGUCUCCGUCUUCGGGGAGGAUAAUCGGAGAUCAGCGCGAUCCUAUUUAUUCUUUUAUUUAUUGGUGACUAAACGGUAAACAUACCGAAAAAUACUAAAAUUCUUUCCAUAAUAUAUUACACGUAGCAUAAUAGGCUAUAACAGGUCUUGCAUAUUGUAGCAAAUUAUUUUAAGUCAUUUGAUGUAUUAGCUUAAUUUGGUUUUGAAUGAUUUGUGUAAUAGAGUGUAAAAUGUGGAGUGCACGUAAUCCUUCAUUUUCAGUUUAAUGAUUCCACAUACAUGUGCUGAUCUAAACCUGUUACUUUUGUUGUAUAAAUUCCAUUUAAAAUAAAAA